Molecule: messenger RNA, 1515 nt
Organism: Jatropha curcas
Lineage: Eukaryota; Viridiplantae; Streptophyta; Magnoliopsida; Malpighiales; Euphorbiaceae
Product: NAC domain-containing protein 2
Biological process (GO): regulation of DNA-templated transcription
Molecular function (GO): DNA binding
Source: RefSeq, a predicted model, not a curated record
AUCAGAAAAAAACUCUCUUCUUUCUCCUUCACAGAGUCCUACGAUGGAGGACCAAUAUAAGCGGGAGGUUACUGUAACAAACCCUGAAAACAAAGAUAACACUAUUACUGAUCAAAGCCAUAGCCCUUCUAUAUAUCAUCUGCCUUCUUCUCCUACUAAUACUGAUUUUUCUUCUAAUACUUCAGUUAUUGAUCCUUUGAUUAACAAUGGCAACAACAACAAUAACAGUACUAAUAUUAUUGUUGCUUCUGUUGAUGGUGAUAAUGGAGGAUUUAGGGUUCUGGCAGAUAACGAAGAGCUUUAUUUGGAUUCUUUCCCAGCUGGGUAUAGGUUUAAACCCUAUGACAGAGAGCUUGUUGUUAGCUACCUCAAAAAGAAAAUUGAUAACGUACCUCUGCCUGCUAAUAGGAUCAGAGAGGUUCAGUUAUAUAAGCAUAAUCCUGAGACUCUUGCAGCAAAUUAUAAACCACAUGGGGAGAAUGAAUGGUACUUCUUCACGCCGAGAGAUCGAAAGUACCCAAAUGGGGACAGACCUAAUCGAGCUGCUGGCGAUGGAUACUGGAAGGCUACCGGUGCAGAUAAGCCUAUUUACAGUGGAGGCAUUAAAGUUGGAUUCCGGAAGGCAUUAGUGUUCUACAAAGGAAAACCUCCGAGAGGUGACAAAACUGAUUGGAUUAUGCAUGAAUAUAGAGUGAACGAACCUCAAAAGAGAAAAAGACAGGGAAACGAUAUGAAGCUUGAUGACUGGGUCUUAUGUAGGAUAUAUAAGAAAUUUGAUAAAGGCUUUAGAGCUCCCGCUCGACCUCGAGGUCAAGCUCCGACAAAAGAAACUGAUGCUUAUGAAAAUGAGCAUGAGCUUGAGCAUUCAACAAUGUUGCCAAUUAGAGAAUCGAAAGAAAACUUACUGCCUAUUGUGGGAACUUACAACCAUGAAAUCAAUCCAUAUCUUAAUACCCAUAUUGCAAAUUCUACUUUGGUUGCAUCUCAUCAUUUUAAUGGAUAUGUUGAAUCGUUCGACGAGCAGUAUGCUUACGGAAUCGGACCUGUGUUAGGUCCCAACCUUCCAUUUCAGAGUCAUUCCAAUCCUUCAACUGACUAUUUCAAUUAUCAUCCUCUGGAGAAUCUGGAUACAUUGGGUGAUUUCUCCUCUUUUGACAACUAUGAUCAUUUCCCGCCCUAUCAACACAAGAAUGGUGACAACUAUCAUUGACUAUAUUGCGUGGAGAGUCUGCAAUUUGAAGGUGAUAGCUUCCAUUGGCGUACUGACCUUAAUUUUUUAAGGCAAAAUUUAGUUGUUUGAACAUAUUAAUUCUUAGGUUAUGUUUUAGCUGUUUUUGCUGUUAGGAUUGGUGAUCUUUGAAAAGGCAUGAUAGCUAGAUAAACAAUAUGACUUAGCUUAGAAGAUGGUUUCUAACUAGGUUGAUUAUGCUAAGCAUUUGCUAUUAGGAUUUGUUAAUGUGAUUUAUUUUAGUUUGUUUAAUGUUUUCUUUGUGUGAUUUAUUUUUUUGCUUGUUA